Messenger RNA from Fraxinus pennsylvanica, 1407 nucleotides. The record is from the annotation of a GenBank genome assembly. Lineage: Eukaryota; Viridiplantae; Streptophyta; Magnoliopsida; Lamiales; Oleaceae.
AUGGCUCAUAAGCAGCAGUUGUUGCAUGAGCUACUGAAUGAAGAACAGGAACCAUUUCACUUAAAUACCUACAUUGCAGACAGGCGAUCUCAGCUCACAAAAACCAGUCCUAGAAGCACUUUACAGAUCAAGAAACGAAAGCCCAUAAUUGAUACUUCACCUACAAAUGUAAAGCGCAGUAGUCUCUGCAAGAAUGCAUGCAUUUUCUCGUUCCAAAACUCGCCGGACUGCAGAAAAUCACCCUUUCAGAGCCCAUGUAAAUCACCAAAUCGUGCUGUUUUUCUUCAUAUUCCUGCUAAAACUGCUGCACUUCUUGUUGAAGCGGCAAUGAGAAUUCAGACAAAGCAGUCAAAAAGGAAAACCCAGAUUAAAAAUGUCAGGUUUGGGUUGUUUGGGUCCAUUUUCAAGAGGCUGAAAGAUCGUACCAACAACAAAAGACGCGUGCUUGGUGUCUGUGACAAUGAGGUCAAAGUUUCAAGAAAUUCUGAGCCAAAAAUUGACGAAAAGACGGACAUGGAUAUUAGAAUUUCGUCUUCUUGUGAUACUUGGUCAUCGAGUAAUGAGGAGAAGUUUUUGGAUUUGGAGACCUCCACUAGCAGCUGUUCUGAAGGGAGUGCCAAUGGCUAUUCUGCUUCUUGUGAAACUCGUUUCUGCUCAAGCCCUUUCAGAUUUUCUCUACAGAAAAGCCCAGCAUCCUCCGGUCGUCGGGUGCCGGAGUUCUCUUCGCCGGCAGCUUCUCCUAGCCGCCACAAAAAAGGGGAGAAAGCAAAUUGUGGAACGAAAAGUUCCGAAGAAGUAAGAAGAGAAGAAGAGAAAGACAAAGAUCAGUUUAGUCCAGUAUCUGUGUUGGAUCCUCCCUUCGAAGAGGACGACGGACAAGAAAGUGCGGAUGUAGACAAGGACAGUUAUGAUCUUGAAUGCAGCUACGCAAAUGUACAAAGAGCAAAACAGCAGCUGUUGUACAGACUUUGUAGAUUUGAAAAACUUGCAGAGUUGGAUCCAAUAGAACUCGAGAGAAAUUUGCUAGAAGGAUCAGACGAUGAUGACCAGGAAGAAAGAGAGGAAUACGAAGAUGAUGAACCAAUUGCAAUGUACGUAGAGCAUAGUGUUGACACAUUUGCACUCGAAGUCAUUAGCAAAUCAAACCUUCAGAAAACGAGGAAGAUUUCUGCUGAUAUGAAGAGGCUAGUCUCGGAUCUAAUUAUCGAGCAUAAGACCGAAACGAAUAGCUUGAACAAUAACGAAGUAGUAUUUGACACUGUAGAUAUGAUGAUCGAAUCGGCUUUCAAACAAGAAUCGGACAGAUGGACAAAAUUUCAGGAGCAGGACGAAGAGACUGCAGCAGAAAUUGAGGUUGGCAUAUUUGGGCUAUUGGUGGAGGAGUUAUCAGAGGAGCUAUGUUAUUAA